Molecule: messenger RNA, 1495 nt
Organism: Leguminivora glycinivorella
Lineage: Eukaryota; Metazoa; Arthropoda; Insecta; Lepidoptera; Tortricidae
Product: pancreatic lipase-related protein 2-like
Exons: 3
Coding region: 404-1228 (274 amino acids)
Molecular function (GO): lipase activity
Source: RefSeq, a predicted model, not a curated record
UUCAAUCUGUAUAUGUAUUGAAUAACUAGUUUUAAACCUUAGCACGUUAAAUACAGUAAUGUAUUAAAUUUAAAAAAUCGACACAUUACGAAAUAAUUUCAAAAACCAAAGACAUAAACAUGCAAGUUUAUAGAUUGUGUUUAUGUGUAUGUUUUGCUGUAUGUUCGUUAGUUUCUGUCGAAGCGGUAGAAUUUACUCAAUCACUGACCGGAUAUCAUAGCCCUGACGGAUUCAUAAAAUUUUGCGACCAGUAUUGGGACCCGGCCAAAAUUACGCCAAAAAGUCUAGAAAAAUUGUAUCUUUCCAUCCUAGAAAACAAUGGACAAGUGACAGCAUACAAUUACUAUAACGUUAAAAAACUAAUUCACAAUCCAAGCUUUGAUAAAAAGAAGAAAACUUUUAUAUGGGUUGGAUCAUAUUUGGACGUCAGUUCUUUGACUCUCGGAGAAGCAAUGGGCAGACAGUAUCAAAAAGAGGCUAUAAUGUACUUUUUCUGCAUUUUUUGGAAGCACAUUGGAGGAAUUUGUUAACUUCUUCCACUGCUCGCAUAUUGCCUCACAUAGGCAAAUAUGCAGGUCGAAUGCUGGCUAACCUAACAUCAGUUGGUCUGGAACCGAAGAAUUUUCAUCUAGUCGGUUACGGCACGGGCGGACAGCUCAUGAGCUUUGUAGCGAAGAGAUAUCGAGAGUACACCGGGAGAAACAUGUCCUUGCUGGUAGGCCUCGAUCCAGCCGGACCAUGCUUUAGAACCAAAGGACCGGAAGGGAGAUUGGACCCAUCUGACGCAGAUUUCGUCCUCAGUGUAGCUACAAACAUAGAUGGUCAUGGCUUAGCAACUCCUGUCGGACACGCGACCUUCUACGUCAAUGGAGGAGAAUACCAAUACUUCGACCUAUGGAUGGUUCCGUGUGAUCUCGUCUGCAGUCAUGUCAGAUCAGUAGUCUACUGGAUCACAAUGUUGAUGAAUCCUGGUAAUAGGUAUAUAGGAAUCAAAUGUGACUCCAUACAACAAGCGAGGGAACAUCGGUGUUAUGAAAGAGUGCCUGUGGAAACAAACACUAUGGACUUGAAAGUAGAUAAGACCAAACCUGGUAUUUAUUACGUGGCUACGUUACAUAGAUAUCCUUAUGCCAUAGGUAAAGACGGCAUAAAAAGGAAGGAUAAUCCUAUGUUGAGAACGCACGAAAUGAUCAAUGGUGCUGAGGUAAUGAGAGUUGAUGGAUUAUGAUACAUCACUGACACAGUAAUGAUUAUAAGGAUACUCAAAAAUGUACUAGCAAUCAUUAUAUAUUACACAAGUAUGAAUAAUAAAUCUUAAUUUAAAAGUUGAUAUCAACUAUAAAGUACGCGUUUUUCAAUUGUGUACAGUACAAUAAAGAUCCUGUGUUUAUUUAAAUAAGUAUUUUAUUUAUCUGGUGAAUCUGAACUGAUUAGUACAUUGCAUUUGUUUAAGUGCAUUGCAUUUUUUUUAAUUUUCGAAACCCAAUAAAAAAGU